GUGUCAACAGCAGAUUCUCCAUACUCCCAUCCUUAUUCCUUACGCCCUCCGUCCUGCGUUUUCCCAUUCAAGAAUUUCCGUUAUUGUCUCUACACACACACACACACGCACUCACUCACUCACACUUUCCACUCUCCAUUUCUCUCUCUACCUCCCAUCCUCACAAUAUCACUCUCAAAGCAACACUUUACACUGUACCGUGUUCUCCUCACUCUCAACUCUCAGCUACCUCUCCCUAUCACUCCCACACUUACAUGGUCGUGAGCGCGCGGCAUCCUCCAUUGUUUUAUUCAAAGAACCUCCCGUGAAAGUGUAUAGAGGGAUGGAGAUCUGAUUUAAGUGAAAGAAACUGAUGGCAAUAGUGGACAAGUCUGUUGCCUCUUGAUUCAGGUAAUCCCCCUCCGGUUUCUUGCUGUUUGCAUUGACCCUUUAUGCUGCAAGGCUGUAAAGUUGUGGCCUUUGCACCAGAAAUCAAGGGUUUCAAGAAAAAGAUGGUAACUUUGUCACUGCCUCCCUCAGUAAUUGACAGUUCCCAGUGUUUUCAAAGUAUGUUCUAAUUCAGAUUUUUUUCCCCUGGUUUUUGCAUGAGUAGCAAUGAAUUUUGAAUUUUUGGGGUUAAAGUUGGUCAAUAGUUUUCUGGGUCAUCAUUGGACAUGAGUUUGUAGUUACAAUAUAUGCUAAGUAGUGUAGUAAUAGUAUGUUUGGGGAUUUCCGAAAGGUGAAUCUUUGAUGACUUGGGGGUUUCUUGUUUCCUAUUGAGAAGCUAUUAAUAUUUGUUUUGGUGAAUUGGAAGUUCUUUCAAGUUUAGAAUAGUGAUUUGGUUAAUGAGAAGAUCUGGGACAGAAGAGAAUGUUGAUUUUCCUGAUUUCUAGUAUUGAUUCUAGAGAAUUUCCAAUUUUGGAUCAACUUGUGUGCUGGUGAUCAUGACCAAGGCUGUUCGAAACCGCAUACUUAAAGAUGUAAAUGGUAACAUUAAUGAUCACCUCCGGAACCACAUACAUUUGACAAAUUGUAUUCAUUUAAAGAAUCAUAUGCAUAAGCAGAGUCCCAUCUUGGGUGAUAGGUCUCUUAUGAGGGACCUUGCUGCCCUUCGGAGAUCGAGGUCCUUGAGGGAUCCUUCUGCAAGCCCGCCCUCGUGGCAUUCCCCUUCGGUUGUGGAAGCCCCUCCCGUCGUAGCAGCUGAAGGGGGUGCGGAGACUAGACAGUCUGUAGGAUUGGAGAUUCCGAGGGAUGGUAGAGGGUUAUCUGAAACCUUACCGCCUAUAGCUGACCUAUCUACUUCAAAAGUGGGCAGUGGUGAAGUUAACAGGCGGAAUAUUGGUGGGAUAGUAGUUGGAAGUGAGUGCAGUAACAAGAGUGGAAAUCGAGAACCGAGAAGGGUCAGGAGAGAAGAAUCAAGUGGGAGGAAUCUCGGGACUGAUCUUGUUGCUGGAGGAAAUGGGCUUCGAGAUGAUUCGCAUGGGCAAGAUGAUCGUGUGAAGACUUUAUCUGAAAAACUGAACGAAUUCUCUUUGGACAGUGAUGAGGUGGCUUCAUCGCAGGUUCGUGUUCACGGGAGACAUGGCCACAGCAAGAAAAUUUCAAAGAGAGGGGAAGCGUCCAUUAGCGGGCACCACAGUGGGAGGGUAAAACAACGUAAACUUAAUGGUGCAAGGAGAUCCCGCGCUUCUGUUGCUUCCAGAGAUGCAUUUGGUGAGAACGAAAUGUCUGUGGCUUCUAAUUCUUUUGGUCAGAAUACGUCAAACCAGAGAUAUCAAGUAGAACAUGGGGACGAAGAAUAUGGCCACCAGAAUGUCACUCGGGCUCCUAGGAAUGGAUGUGGGAUUCCUUGGAACUGGUCGAGAAUUCACAAUCGGGGAAAAUCUUUUCUCGAUUUGGCAGGUAAGAGUUUGUAUUGUGGGCUGUCUGAGUCGAGGUUAAAGAAAACUGGCACUGCUCAAGUGAGGGACAGUCGAAAUAUCCCUAUGAUGUCUGAAUACUCGAGUUCAUCUUGUAAAUCUGCAGAAGCAUUGCCUUUACUACUCGAUCCUUCUGGCUCCCAAGAAAGCGCUGAAAACGCUGCUUGGUUUCACGAUUAUUCGGGAGAAUUGGGUAUCUUUGCUGACAAUCUACUUAACCGUGAAAUUGACUCUGAUCUUGCUUCAGAAGCUAGAUUUGGCGGGCACCGUAAUUUUCGUGGUCAUGGUAAUGUGAGGCACCGAAGUCUUACUCAAAAAUACACGCCGAGAACCUUUAGAGAUCUGGUGGGGCAGAAUUUGGUCGUGCAAGCUCUUUCUAAUGCUGUUGCAAAGAGAAAAGUUGGAUUGCUUUACGUGUUCUACGGGCCUAAUGGUACCGGGAAGACUUCGUGUGCACGAAUAUUUGCUAGGGCUUUGAAUUGCCAGUCUCUCGAGCAUCCCAAGCCUUGUGGAGCUUGCAAUUCUUGCGUUUCACACGAUAUGGGGAAAAGUCGAAAUAUAAGAGAAAUAGGCCCUGUCAGUAAUUUUGAUUUCGAGAAUAUUAUGGACCUUCUCGACACUAUGAUCAUUUCCCAUUUUCCAUCUCAGUAUAGAAUUUUUAUCUUUGAUGAUUGCGAUGAUUUGCCUCCCGAUUGUUGGAGUGCUAUUCUAAAGGUUAUCGAUCGGGCUCCUAGGCGAGUUCUUUUUGUCCUCGUUUGUUCAAGCCUAGAUACAUUGCCUCAUAUAAUCAUAUCGAGGUGCCAAAAGUUCUUUUUCCCAAAGUUGAAAGAUGCGGAUAUAAUCUAUACGUUGCAACGGAUUUCUACCAAAGAAGAUCUAGAAAUCGAUAAGGAUGCGUUAAAGCUUAUUUCAACAAGAUCGGAUGGAUCGUUGAGGGAUGCUGAGAUGACUCUCGAGCAGUUGAGUUUGCUCGGGCAGAGAAUCUCGGUUUCGUUGGUACAAGAACUGGUUGGGCUUAUUUCGGACGAGAAAUUGGUCGAUCUACUUGACCUGGCCUUAUCAGCAGACACUGUCAAUACUGUGAAAAGUCUGCGGGAGAUAAUGGAAUCCGGUGUCGAGCCCUUGGCUUUAAUGUCGCAACUUGCUACCGUUAUUACCGACAUUCUUGCCGGUAGCUAUGACUUCACAAAAGAAAGACCUCGAAGGAAGUUCUUUCGCCGCCAAGCAUUAUCUAAAGAUGAUAUGGAAAAAUUACGUCAAGCUCUGAAAACGUUAUCCGAGGCCGAAAAGCAGCUGAGAGUGUCGAACGACAGACUAACCUGGCUUACUGCAGCAUUACUGCAACUCGCACCCGAUCAGCAGUAUCUGUUACCCAGUUCCUCUGCAGACACUAGUUUUAAUCAAACCCCCCUCGGGAUUCCCGGGACAAGCAAUGUUGGGCAUACUAAGAUGUCUCAAAGAGAAAGAGGAUUCUCGGCAGAAAACGUUCAAGCUGGAAGUUCUAGCAACAAUUACACUGGUACUAAGAAGAGAGGUAUCGUUGAUAGAAAUGGAGUUAUUCCUCAAAAGUCUCGCAGCAUUUCUAGUGAUCGGAAUAGAGUAAGUAGUGGACAAGGGCCCGGUAAAUUUCGAAACGAAAUUGAAGAUAUUUGGUUGAAUGUGCUCAAAAGGAUUCAGAUAACUAGCUUAAAGGAGUUCCUGUACCGGGAAGGAAAGCUGACCUCCGUUCGAUUUGGUGCAGCUCCAACAGUGCAUUUAGUUUUCAGUUCACACGUAACGAAGUCCAAGGCGGAGAAAUUUAGAGUACAUAUUUUACAAGCGUUUGAAUCCGUGAUUGGAUCCCCCGUGACAAUUGAAAUCCGAUGUGAAUCAAGCUCCAGUCUUGGCAAUGAUGAUGUCAAUAGAAGGCCCCGAAAAGAAAGAGAAGGCGCUUCGACAGAGUUUGACUCUACUAGAAUUAGUAAAAGCGAGAUCGUGGAAUUAGAAACUUCUCCUCCAAAAGAAGUCAAACACGAGGGGCAUAUUCACGAGACACGACUUGAUAGGCGGAGUUUUGGAAAUGAUUAUAUUGGAGAACCAUCCUCAACCGCUAAGAAUUCUAACGUACCAUCUGUAUCGGAUGUAAGGAAAUUGGGGAACGGAAACCCGAACCUGAGCCUGAUGAGACGCAAGGUAUCUCUCGCUCAUGUACUUCAACGGGCAGAAGGAUGUGCCCAGCAGAGUCGAUGGUCACAACGCAAGGCUGUUUCUAUCGCCGAAAAGCUUGAACAAGAGAAUCUGAGAUUGGAACCAAGAUCUAGAAGUUUGCUUUGCUGGAAGACUACAAGAGUAUCACGUCGAAAGCUUUCGCGCUCGAAAACAAGAAGUAGGAGACCGAAAGCUUUACUGAAGUUGGUCUCUUGCGGGAAGUGUCUCUCUGGUAGGUCUUCAAGUGCAAAAGAGAAGAACGUUGUUGAGAGAAAAUACUCUUUGUUCAAUCCCACUUUUGGUGGACAUUAAGGUAUGCAUAGAAUUCUCUGAAUCUGCUGGAAUAGUUUCUUCGAAUGUUUAUUUCAAUCCUAAAUGCUGCUUCUUUUAGUUAUUUAUAUCUGAACUCGAAAAUUACUUGAUACUGGACAGCAUUUGUUCAAGUUUACCAGUUUUCUUGCUUGUGUAAUUCACAUUUCUUGAUGGGAUCAAUUUGACACUGAAUAGAAUGAUCAAGUUGCAAAAUUAUGGAAUAAAAUUGGUUUUUGAUAUGGGAUAUUGUUUGUUAUAAACAUGAUGAAUUUUUUUUUUUUUCUUUCUUUCUUUUUUGCCUUGAUGUUUGCUACUUCACUGCGGUACUGAUCAGCACCGGUGUUUCUAUGUAUCUGGUAUUGUUGACACUUGUUCCCAUAAUAUUCGGUGUAAUAAGAUAUAUCAUGUUUGGUUGUA
Molecule: messenger RNA, 4814 nt
Organism: Ipomoea nil (Japanese morning glory)
Lineage: Eukaryota; Viridiplantae; Streptophyta; Magnoliopsida; Solanales; Convolvulaceae
Product: protein STICHEL-like 3
Exons: 7
Coding region: 924-4397 (1157 amino acids)
Biological process (GO): DNA-templated DNA replication; DNA repair
Cellular component (GO): DNA replication factor C complex; nucleus; DNA polymerase III complex
Molecular function (GO): DNA binding; DNA clamp loader activity; DNA-directed DNA polymerase activity
Source: RefSeq, a predicted model, not a curated record